Molecule: messenger RNA, 1036 nt
Organism: Tinamus guttatus (white-throated tinamou)
Lineage: Eukaryota; Metazoa; Chordata; Aves; Tinamiformes; Tinamidae
Gene: KCTD21
Product: potassium channel tetramerization domain containing 21
Biological process (GO): protein homooligomerization; ubiquitin-dependent protein catabolic process
Molecular function (GO): histone deacetylase binding; cullin family protein binding
Source: RefSeq, a predicted model, not a curated record
UUUCCACCAUGUCGGAACCCAUCACGCUCAACGUUGGAGGAAAACUCUAUACGACUUCCCUGUCCACCCUGACCAGCUUUCCAGACUCCAUGCUGGGGGCCAUGUUCAGUGGGAAGAUGCCAACCAAGAAGGACAGCCAAGGCAACUGCUUUAUCGACAGGGACGGCAAGAUCUUCCGCUAUAUCCUGAACUUCUUAAGAACUUCCCACCUGGACCUCCCCGAAGACUUUCAGGAGAUGGGUUUACUCCGACGGGAGGUUGAUUUUUAUCAAAUUCAACCACUGAUUGAGGCCUUGCAGGAGAAGGAGGUGGAGCUUUCUAAAGCUGAGAAGAAUGCCAUGCUCAACAUCACCCUUGACCAGAAGACGCAGACUGUCCACUUCACUGUUCGAGAAGCACCCCAGAUCUACAGCCUGUCUUCCUCCAAUAUGGAAGUGUUCAGUGCUCAUAUCUUCUCCACGUCGUGUCUCUUCCUGAAGCUCCUAGGUUCCAAACUUUACUACUGCUUCAAUGGAAACCUCUCUUCAAUAUCCAGCUACCUACAAGAUCCCAACCAUUUGACCCUAGAUUGGGUUGCAAGUGUGGAAGGCCUCCCAGAAGAGGAGUACACAAGGCAGAAUUUGAAGAGACUCUGGGUGGUGCCUGAUAACAAACAAAUCAAUAGUUUCCAGGUGUUUGUGGAAGAAGUACUAAAAAUAGCCAUGGGGGAUGGUUUCUGCAUAGAUUCUUCUCACCCACAUACAUCAGAUUUCAUGAAAAAUAAGAUUAUUCGCCUAAUUCGGUACAAGUAAUAGCAUCUGUUUAUUAGGGUAACAGCAUGGAGAUAACUUAGGUUAAGUGUUUCCCUUUAAAACACAGUUACAGCCUAAUUCAGAAUCAUGCUAAUCUGGAUUAAGAGUCACUAACAGGGCGAUGAUUUUCCUUUAAUGUGUUUACCAAUAUGAUCUUUCAGAAUAUGUCCAUAUUCUAAACAGAAGGAAUAUUGUCCAGUUCCUGGAUUAAGGAUUGAUCCUGUGUCUGCCUCCACCUCUGACCU